Molecule: messenger RNA, 7549 nt
Organism: Pteronotus mesoamericanus
Lineage: Eukaryota; Metazoa; Chordata; Mammalia; Chiroptera; Mormoopidae
Gene: SOAT1
Product: sterol O-acyltransferase 1
Exons: 16
Coding region: 224-1870 (548 amino acids)
Biological process (GO): cholesterol homeostasis; cholesterol efflux; cholesterol metabolic process
Cellular component (GO): endoplasmic reticulum membrane
Molecular function (GO): cholesterol binding; cholesterol O-acyltransferase activity; fatty-acyl-CoA binding
Source: RefSeq, a predicted model, not a curated record
UAGGCGUGCGCGUGACGCUGCGUAACGGGCCGCGAGGCUGGGGGCGGAGGGGCUGGGAGUCCGGCGCUUUAUCUGCGUCUGCGGCGGGGCUGGCUCCGCUGCGGGCUUGGACCCUGAAGAGCGGCCAGGAGCCGACCUUUCUGCCAGCGGAGCUGUGACGGCUUCCCGGCUCUGCCUUCCUUGGGGCGAUCCCCGCUGCCGGGCUCCGGCGACAGAUAACACAAUGGUAGGCGAAGAGAUGUCUCUAAGAAAACGGCUGUCAAAGUCCAGUGAAAAUCCUGAAGAAAAGGAAGACCAGGGAAACCCUACACAGCAGUCCCUAGAGACACCCACGAAUGGCAGGGUCGACGUAAAGCAGUUGAUAGCGAAGAAGAAACAGCUGACAGCAGAGGCAGAAGAAUUGAAACCGUUUUUUAUGAAGGAAGUUGGCACGCACUUUGACGAUUUUGUGACCAAUCUCAUUGAAAAAUCAGCAUCAUUAGAUAGCGGUGGAGGAACCCUCACGACCUUUUGUGUCCUUGGAGGAGAGAACCACCACAGGGCUAAAGAUCUGAGAGCACCUCCAGAACAUGGAAAGAUUUUUGUUUUAAGGCGAUCCCUCUUAGAUGAGCUGUUCGAGGUGGACCACAUCAGAACAAUAUAUCACAUGUUUAUUGCCCUCCUCAUUCUCUUUGUCCUCAGCACCCUGGUAGUAGAUUACAUUGAUGAAGGAAGGCUGGUGCUUGAGUUCAGUCUUAUAUCGUAUGCUUUUGGCCAACUUCCUGUUGCCUUGGUUACAUGGUUGGCCAUGUUCUUGAGUACAUUUUCAGUUCCCUAUCUCCUCUUUCAACACUGGGCCAGGGGCCACAGGGAGAGUUCUCAUCCAAUGGUCCGUUCCUUCUUCCAUGGCUUGCUUUUCAUCGCCUUCCAAUUUGGAGUUCUAGGUUUGGGACCAGCAUAUGUCGUAUUAGCAUAUAAGCUGCCGCCAGCUUCCCGGUGCAUUAUAAUAUUUGAACAGAUUCGUCUUAUAAUGAAGGCCCAUUCAUUUUUGAGAGAAAAUGUGCCUCGGGUACUAACAUCAGCUAAGGAGAAAUCCAGCACUGUCCCAGUCCCCACAGUCAACCAGUAUUUAUACUUCUUGUUUGCGCCUACCCUCAUCUACCGGGACAGUUACCCCAGGACCCCCACUGUAAGAUGGGGUUAUGUUGCUAUGCAGUUUGCACAGGUCCUCGGUUGCUUAUUUUAUAUGAACUACAUCUUUGAAAGGCUCUGCGCCCCCUUGUUCCGGAAUAUCAAGCAGGAGCCCUUCAGUGCCCGUGUUCUGGUCCUUUGUAUAUUUAACUCCAUCUUGCCAGGUGUACUGGGACAGUUACUUAUUUUUUUUUCCUUUUUGCACUGUUGGCUCAAUGCCUUUGCUGAGAUGUUACGCUUUGGUGACAGAAUGUUUUAUAAGGACUGGUGGAACUCUACCUCCUACUCCAACUACUAUCGGACUUGGAACGUGGUGGUCCAUGACUGGCUGUACUACUAUGCCUACAAGGACUUCCUCUGGUUAUUCACUAAGAGAUUCAAGUCGGCUGCCAUGUUGGCUGUCUUCGCUGUGUCUGCCGUCGUGCACGAAUACAUUCUGGCUAUGUGCUUGAACUUCUUCUACCCGGUGCUCUUCGUGCUCUUCAUGUUCUUUGGAAUGGCUUUCAACUUCAUUGUCAAUGAUAGUCGGAAAAGGCCAAUUUGGAAUGUCAUGAUGUGGACGUCCCUUUUUGCGGGCCAAGGAGUCCUCCUGUGCUUUUAUUCUCAAGAGUGGUAUGCACGUCAGCACUGUCCUCUGAAAAAUCCAACAUUUUUGGAUUACAUCCGGCCACGUUCCUGGACUUGCCGUUAUGAGUUUUAGAAGCUUGGACUUAGUUUCCUCCUUGACACUGAAGAUUGGAUAUCCUGCCUGAUUUGGGGCCAGUGUCUGUUUCCAGCUGUUACUGAUGAAGUUCUUUGUUAUUUGGACCACUCCAGGCUUGACAGAUGAUGACUCACUCCAUUCCUAGGUCACCUGAAGCUGACCUGUUGGAAGUUUACUGGAAUUGUGUACACUUAAGCAGUACUUUUUUUUUAUUUUGGGGAGAAGGGAGCCUUAUAGCUAAUGGAACGACAGAUUUUUGCUGGGUCGUAUUAGCUUAGGCCUCAGAAAUUAUAUCUGUGUUGUUUCUUGACUAUCUAAUUAGAGACUAAACAUCAUGUUUUCUUAGCAACUGAAUUAGCCAAAACAUUUAUGAAGAACCAUUUAAAUACCUCUGGCUUAGGAAUUUUUUCAUGCACACUGUUGGAAUGUAUGGUGAUUAAGCAUGAAAUUGGGAAAGUCAAGAAAAUUUGGAACGUUUUGUUAUUUCUAGUAGAAAGAAAAGAUCUACUUUCUAAAGAUAAUCUUACUAUACAUCCUAAUUUGUAUUAUUUUUUUUAAAGUUUGGCUCUAUCCAAGUCUUCUUUUCACUAAACACACAGUAUAGGUCAUGUUUUCUAUGAAGCAAAAUUAUAACUUUCACCUUAAAUUCUUGAGUGUGAUUUCAUUCUAUUAUAUAUUGAGAAGAACAGAAGGAGGAAGGGAAAGAGAAAGGGGGCACCAGACCAAAAAGGAAAUGUCCUUUUAUAAGUUUCAAAGUAAUUUUUUAAAAAGUCUUGCAGAGUCAAUAUGUGUUUAUUUUAUCACUGAACUUACGUGGAAAAUAAUUUUAAAAACACUUUAAGGUUAUAACUUAUUUAGAAGUAUCCUUUGGUACAGUUAUUUUGUUGUCUAAUAAAUACUGACGAAUUAUUUUGCAGACUAGUAAGUCUAACAGAAGUAUUAAUCACCUCUAUUAAUACUAUAUUGAUUAUUAAAGAUCCAGAAGCUGGCUUCUGUAUUUGCUCAAUUACUAUACUUUUAAUUGUAGUAUGCUUUAGGUGAAACAAAUUACUAUGUGAUCAUUUUCAAGAAAAUGUACUCUAUUUAUGUGGUAUUCCAGUGUUGUAAGAUACCCAUUGCUAAUGCUGUGUGGUGUGGGGAAAUUAUUUUGUGUGCCUGAGGUGUGAUUAUGUUUGUAAAGACUGAGCAUUGCAAGGAACAUCAGAGACCAUUUAUGUGGUUCAGCUUUCCACCCAAAAAAGUAAGACUUACAAAUUACUCAAGAGAUUACUGUUAUUUGGAGCAGCCAACUUGAUGGGUUCUCUCGGCAUUCUAGCAGGCCUACUGUUAUCGAGAAAAUUGGGGCAAUAUUUUCCGAGUUAUUUUAAAGAUAGUUGGAGUCUCACAAGAAGAGUUUCUUAAUAGUCACAACUUAAUUUGCACCACAAGUACCCAGUUUAAUCACCUAUUUUAUUACCUGUACCUUUGUCCAGAUGAUUUACACAGUAUUUAAAUAUCAAAUCCAACUUAAACAGACAAAAGUGUACCUCAAAGGAGGUUAUCUUUGGAAACAUUCCACUAAUUAUCUGCAGACUAGUCUUGUGAUAUAAUGGAACCACAACUUCAAAGAAGACUUUUUUAAUAUUGCUUCUAAUUUUCUGGUGUUUUUAUUAAAAAUGAAAAUGAGUCAACCACUGAAAUUUAUAACUACAUUUUAAGUAUAGUGAGGUAGCCGAAAUAAGGAGGUUGGUAUAAGACUUGGAUUUCAUUAUAUUGGUUAUGAAUAAGCCAAUAUAUUGAAGCAAGAGAAUGGAAUUCUUAGGUCUGUAUUUCUGUUAAGUACUGUGAACAUGCAUGCUCACUGAGAGGACCUGGUGGUUCUGGACUGAUUCUGAAUACUGUGUUUGAUGGACUGAUCAUGAUUACUUAAAAAACAACAACAAAAAACAAAAACCUCAUCUUCCCUUUGUGUAUUAGUGAUUUUUUUUUCUGCCCAAGAAUUUUAUGUAACAACAAAUAAUGUGUAUCAUUGGAAACUCUUUAGAAUGAUUAAACUGUCCUAAGAAAUUUUCAGAAACACUUAAAGGAACAGCCACUUUCUGUGAAAGAAACUAGUCUGAUAGCCAUGGUCUUAUACCUAGCUUUUAGCAAGUCUUUAAACAAAGAAAUUAAAACAAAAACUACUUACUAAUGUGUUUUAGGAAGAUUUAUUGAUUUUUUUUUCUCCUCUUGCUAAAAUUAUUUUCGGUUACUGGAUGAUACUUUUUUCCUUCAAAAGUAACGAGUUUAAAAUUUCUUUCCUGUAAGAAAUAUUAAUGUAGUAACUUUUGGGUGUGUUAUCCAAGAGAAGAACUAAGAUCUCUAACUUUGCCGUAAAUUUGUUUGAUGCUUUUAUUCUCAAUCCCGGAUAGUGAAGAAAAGUAGAAUUUGUUUUCGGUUUUUGGAUUCAUCUGUUGGAAUUGCCUCGUGUUAGAAUUUAAUUAGAAAACUGAAGCUCUUUUUAACUUGUCAGUAGCUACAACAUUGGAAAGCAAAAGGAGUGUGGAAGCGGUGUUCCUUCUUCCUCUUUGCAGGGUAAACGUGGAUGGCGUUGGCAGGUACGAGUACAGUGCACCACUGUCCUGUAUUUGCAAACAGAUUAUGUUGGAGAAGUAACUCAUUUAGUGUAGGCAAUUUUAAUCAUAAUAUGAAAAUUAUACUUGCCUGGAAAGUCGAAUCCUGCAGUCUUAUAGAAAACAGAACAUUGUGUGUUUAAAAGCUGGUCAGGGGGCCUCUGGGGCCUAAAAAGAUAUGUUUGUGAAUUGCUGAAGUCUUUUAUGCACGAAGAUAACCUUUACUUUGUGUGGUCAUAAAUAAUUUUACUCAAAGUUCAUUGUUUCAUGUGGCAAAAAGUAAUGAAGGUAAACUCAUAUAACUGUAGAAACCAGGUGGCCUAAAUAGUUUAAAAAAAAUAAAUGGUUACACUUCAGCCCAGCAUGUAAAACAUAUAAAAUACAGCCGCUUCCAGGCGAGGUAGAGAUGGGGGUGCUGGAGCCCUUUGUGUUUGCACAGUCACUUUCUCCUGCCCCCAGUUGGAAAACCAGUGGUGCAGCGAGAAGCAAGUGUGCCCAGACUUUUGUUUAGGGGAGCCCUGUACUUACUAGCAGAGUGACGUUGGGCGAAGUUGCUUCAUUUAUCAGAGCCACAGUUUUCCUCAUCUGUAAAAUGGGGUGAUAACUACCUCAUAGGAUUGUUGCAAAGCACACGCUCUGGCAGAAACAGGUCCUCAUUAUUUUCUUACCCUCCAUAAAUUUGAAACCUAAACCCUUAUGAUCUCAUUGGAAUCCUUUAAAAAAAUGAAUUUUUCAAAUGCUGCAAACCUCCAAAAAUAUGUGCUGUGCUUUGCAGACUCUCAGGACGAUGUGAAUUGGCAUUGCACCUUGACUGUUGUAAUAAUGGAACCUCUCCAUAAUGGAACUGACAAGAAUUUAAUGAGGUUCUUAAAGGCACUCACGGAUGUUUCCACUUGUCCAAAAGAAUGUCUUGUUUAACUGUCUACCAUCAGGGAAGGUUCACAGGCUUAUAUAAAGGAAUGUAUUUCUGCUCUUAACUAGUCAGGUGUUUAGAACUAGUGUGUAUACUCUUUACUUAAGUUUUAAAAUUUAUGGAGAGGAAGGAAACUAAUGAGGCCUUAUUUCUGCCAGUGUAAAGAGUGCUUAUAGCCUUGGAAGGCAGAAGAAGUUUCUUAAUGGAGGAUAGUUCAUACUUAUGUGACUUGCUUACUAAUCUUGUGCAAAAUUUCAUGUAGCUUAUAUAGUUUAUCUAAUAUGGUUUAUAUGUAUAUUGUGUGUGUGUGUAUGUGUGUGUGCAUAUCAUUGAAGAACUGUCUUAGACAUUGUUUUGUGAAUCUUAUCUCUAGGCUUUAUGUUUAUGGCUCAGAUAUUGAAGGAACUGGGAUCUAAAUGUUUUGAGGAAUAGUAUUACUAAAGCUUAUGUAAGUUGUUUGUGAACCUUAUAUAUUUGAUUAGUUUCUCAUAUCACUGAAGUUUCUAGGAGUGUUGGAAUGCAGUUUAUAAAGGAGAUAAAAUAUCUGUGUGGCCACUGUGGUUGGAACAGGGAGAGUGGAGCCCUUCUUACUUGCUUUGACCACCCCCUUCCCCACCCAAAUUUAAUGCCCAGUGUGGAAAUCAAUAAAUAAUACAAUUGAUACUCUAGUAGGAAAGCUAUACAAUCUAUAUAAUCUACCAAAUCCUUAAUAAAAUUUCAUUUUUUCCCCUGUGAAGUAUAAAGACUUUAAUAGCUACUUUGGAUUUGAGAAAGAGGGUUAAUUUCAGAAGUGAUAUAGUUUAAAAAAAGUCUAAGACUGCCUUUGUACCCCUUUUUUCUAAAUGCUUUCUUUCUUAUUUCUACAUUAUUACAUUUACAUUUCUUCAGUCCACAUACCCUUUCAACUACCAGCUACUUCACUGUGCUUCGUGGUGUUCUUUUGUUUGUUUUAAUAAAGUGGUAGGUGUACUUUCUCUGUCUGAAAUAAUUUUGAAACAGGAAGCUGUUCCGGGCACCCAAUUGUAUAGCGAUACAAUCUGAAUUCCCAUGUGUCAAGGGGCCAGUUCUCGGGCGGGAGGAGAGCGCAGGGCCCAGCCACGGCCCUGCCUUGUGGGUCGUCGAGGCAGCCUCCUUCCUGCCGGGGCCCCUUGCCAGCUUGUGCAUUCAGUCCAUGGUGCUGAGGAAGUGGGAGGGUCACAGAAAUCUGCAGGUGACUGAAGGGUUUUACUGUAAUUAAAGGUGCCUUUUCUAAUUUUUGUUUUCUCUUGUUCCUGAAUUCCUUUUCCCUCUUCCCCUCCAAACCCUUGCGUGUCUUAUCUCUGGUUCCAUCACUUUGUACAUACAGGUCCGGCACAAAUAACACCCCUUUUUUAUUAUGAAAUCUUUUAUUACAAAUCAUGAGCAUGUAAUUCUGUAACAUACCAAUAUCACACUCAAGCACACCACCUGACAUUUUAGAUGAAAUGUUCAAAUUUAAGUUAUCACCCAUAUUAUUACCCUACCAACCACACGCAAGUGGGCGUUACUUCUUCUGGACCCUGUAGUAUGCAUUGUAUUCACAUUACCUUAAAAAUUUUAAGCUUUAAAAAGUAUACAUACACAAAAAGGCAAAAUAUAUGUUAAGAAUGUGGUAAAUAAAUAGAUUUGGAAGAAAACUAUUCUAUUGUUUUAAAAGUAACUUCCAAGGUUGCUCAGUGUUAACUAUUUAUGUUAACUAUAUUUCAUGUUCAUAAAUGCUUUUCAUCUAAUACCAGGCAGUUUUAUAUGCUGAAUGUAGCGAAAAAGAAGGCAAAUAACAGAACUUUCUUACCCAGGAUAAUGGAGAGCCAUGUUACAGAUUACAAGGAAAGAAUGGGACCCGGUUGUGACUUGACUUGCACCAAGGAAAGCAGUGACUGCUGGCUCUUGGGCCUCCUGUUUAUAUUGGUCAUUAUUGGUUGCCUGAUUCCUUUUGUCGCUGGCCUUUUAAAAGUCGUGAAUGGCUAUUUGUGAAAAUGCACCGCCUACCCUCUGAUGGAUAGAAAUGGUCUUAAGUUGCUAAUAAAAGGUGGAAAUGUGUUGGCCAGGAAGUGUGCCUUUUCUUUUUUUUUAAGAUCCUUACUCAAGGAUAUGUUUACCGAUUUUAGAGAGAGGCAGGGGUGCGGACGGGGAGAGGGGAAAAGAAAGAGACAU